GAACAAAUAAUAAAAAAGCAAAAACGUUCAGUGCCUCCGGCCAGUAAGACGGACAUCAGAAUCAAAAUUAGGAGAUAAGACUAGUCGGAGAUCAAAACCAUGGGAAGAAGAAAAGUGGAGAUCAAACGAAUCGAGGACAAAAUCAGUCGACAAGUUACUUUCUGUAAACGACGCAAUGGUCUCUUGGAGAAAGCUCGUCAACUCUCAAUUCUCUGUGAAUCCUCCGUCGCUCUUGUCAUCGUCUCUUCCACCGGAAAACUCUACAGCUUCUCCUCCGGCGAAAGCAUGGCCAAGAUUCUCAGUCGUGUUGAAAUACAGCAGGCUGAUGAUCCUGAAACCUCGGAUCUUGCAGAAAAGGGUAUGAAUUAUCUUUCACAAAAGGAGUUACUAGAAAUAGUCCAAUGGUUAGCAUUAAGACUCCGCUUCCCCCCUCCUCCUCUCUCUCUCUCUAUCAAACUUUUCGUUUUUGUUUUUGGCUUUUUGUUGAUCUACGCAUAUAAUAUAUGCAGCAAGCUUGAAGAAGCGAAAAGCGAUAAUGCAAGUAUAGAUUUUCUAAAGUCUCUGGAAGAGCAGCUCAAGACUGCUCUCUCUGUAACUAGAGAUAGGAAGACAGAACUAAUGAUGGACUUUGUGAAGACCCUUCAAGAGAAGGAGAAGCUACUGAGAGAAGAGAACCAGAUUUUGACUAGCCAGCUAUCGAAGAUGAAGAAGUCUCUGAAACCAGAGGGUGCAAGAGUAAUGUCACCGGAAAAAAGCUCCGGCAAGAACCCACGGGAGACUCUCCUGCUUCUGAAGUAACCACCAUCACCAACGGUUCGAAAAUUUAAAAGUGUACAAAAAAAAUCUGAUUAUGAAAAGAUACAUAUGUGAAAUAUCAUCCUCUUCUUUCCCCUGCUACGGAGAGAUUUGAGGGAAGAAGCAUCAAAUAAAUGUAUUUGAUUUGUAUUAUUACCUU
Molecule: messenger RNA, 955 nt
Organism: Camelina sativa (false flax)
Lineage: Eukaryota; Viridiplantae; Streptophyta; Magnoliopsida; Brassicales; Brassicaceae
Product: protein MADS AFFECTING FLOWERING 5-like
Biological process (GO): positive regulation of transcription by RNA polymerase II
Cellular component (GO): nucleus
Molecular function (GO): DNA-binding transcription factor activity; RNA polymerase II transcription regulatory region sequence-specific DNA binding; protein dimerization activity
Source: RefSeq, a predicted model, not a curated record